Molecule: messenger RNA, 2765 nt
Organism: Pomacea canaliculata
Lineage: Eukaryota; Metazoa; Mollusca; Gastropoda; Architaenioglossa; Ampullariidae
Exons: 3
Coding region: 858-1631 (257 amino acids)
Biological process (GO): G protein-coupled receptor signaling pathway
Cellular component (GO): plasma membrane
Molecular function (GO): G protein-coupled peptide receptor activity
Source: RefSeq, a predicted model, not a curated record
GAGAAAGGAAAUUAUGGUGGACGCGAUGUUUGGCAUAGUUAAAUCUGUGUGUGCGUGUGAAGUUUUGAAAACAGCUGAUAAAAUAUAAAAUGUCAUUAUACUUAAAGUGUCAAUGAUCCUGUCCACCAGGUGGUAUAGACUGUUGACAGCUGUGUCAGUAAGAUGAGGUCCUCCCUUGGCGUUGUGGACGUGUCCACGCUGAGUGUGAUGGCGCAGGACCAAGACAACGGCUCGUGUCUAAUACUUGGCGACAAGGAAUUACCCAGCGCCUACACUGGUGGCAACACGAGUGCGGUCGUGUUCUGGACCAUGGUGAUCUGCAUCUGGGGCCUGAUUAUCAUUGGCACUGUCCUCGGUAUCCCUGGCAACAUCCUCAGCGCCGCGGUCUUCUACAGACAGGGUUUGCGGGAGAGAAUCAAUCUCUGUCUCUUCUCUCUGUCUAUCAUCAACUUAGUCUUUCUAGUAUCACUGGUCUCAACUAGCGCUGAAUACCUGUACAGACACACCAUCGGACCUUCAUGGGUCGUAACUCCCUACCUAUCAUGUGAGUUUUUUAUCCUUAUUUUUAUUGUCUGAUUUUUUGUCGUUUAUAAUUCCUUAGUUUACAAGAAUUCAUAUAAACGCAUAUUAACAAUAUCAAAGACUUUAAACAGCGUACAGAAAGAGCCUCGUCCUGAGAUGAAAUGGAGAGUACAAAAAGUUUAAAGUAAUAAACCUUGUUCUGUGAUGAAGAGCUAGUUUUAGUAUUUCUAUUUAUCUGCUUGCCAUGGUAUGAUGCUGAGGAGAGUUCUCUAUUAUUGUGAUUAAUCAGCUUGUAGUUUUGUUUUGUUCUACCCAGAUGUUAAAUGUAAUUUCACAUGCUACGCAUCGUAUUGAAUGUCUUCCUGUACAACAAAGGUUUUCAUGGAGCAUUGUGGGCCUCUCAGUUCCUGUCGGCGGUGAUCGCCAGUGAGCGGUGUUUCUGUGUCGUCAGUCCCUUCCACGCCAAGAGGCUGCUCAAGACGUCCACCAUGGCCGCCAUCAUCGUCGUCUGCUGUGUACUGUUAAUCGGGGGAAUGUGCACUAUCGUGGUUUCCAAGCAUAAAAGCGCCUGUGUAUUUGACCCCAGUACUAAGGUCACGGAGCAAGCAGAGUACAUAACAGAGUUCUAUCAGAAGAAUAAAGGUAUAAUUGACAUCUUCGACAUCUUCAUCUACUCCACUGGACUGUCGGGAAUUUUCCUUGUUGUCAUUAUCAUCUCCACUUGCAUCACCGCCGUCAAACUUCGGGCUGCUCUCUCCUGGCGUCUCACCACCGCUUCCGAGACAACGACGUCUGCUACAGCGACAACAUCGACAGACAGGAAGAUGAAAAGUAAAGAAGUGAACUUGACGUUGAUGCUGAUGGCAACGUCUGUAUGGUUCACCGUGUGCAUGGCGGCAAACUUCCUCAUUCAGAUAUGUAGACUCACAGUUCCAGGUUUCAACUAUGGCGGAGAAUACUUUUUGUUAAUAUCCCCUCUUUUUCGGAUUAUCUAUUUGCUUUGGGCAGUAAACACAUCUAUGAAUUUCGUUUUAUAUUACAAAAUGGGUUCGAAAUUCAGAGAUACAAUGAAUGAGUUGUUGAGGCUAAAAUGCAUCUACGCACAUUAAUUAAUAUCACCCUUAAGUUUUUGCUUCUGGGAUUAGAUAUUAUAAUUAAAUUUAUCGUAUAUGCUCCACCACUUAUUUUCGCUUGAAAUCCUCUCACUUUUGUUACAAAUACGUUCAUCCGUUCUAGAUUGGUACAGGCAGCCUUACAUUUGCGUUUGUUUUCUUGACAACACGAUAGCUAUCUUCUUAUGAUGUCCUUUAUUCUUAAACCAAAUAACACAAACUUUAGAAUUAUAUGUCAUUCAUACGUUUUUCACGCAGUUAGCCUCAAAACCUGUACAUCGGCCAGUCGAGGAAAACGAUUCCAUUCGGACACUGCGAGUAGACAGACACCUCUUACAUCUUGGACUGUCACUUUGUCGAGUGAUGAUGCUACCUGCAGUUUACCCGGGCUUGCAGGUGAACAUUGUGCUCAAACAUUCUAGCAUAUUCUUUAACCGUCUAACAGCUAGCUUAAAGCAUCCCAUUCAUUCCCUUAGUUCUGAGUCAGCUAAACAGGGGUUGAAACUAAGCGGCGCGGACUGGUUUGUAAUACUCUAACAACUAGAGAAACCAUUUAUUCCUGCAACACAGAAAUUUCUACCUCGCUAAGAUUCUUGUUCUUUUGGAUAGAAGUCCAAAUUAAACCAGAGUAUUUCUUUGCAAACACAAUGCCACUAACUGUAGCCCUGUUGUGACAAAGCAGAUGACUCGUCUUUAGGGAUUUGACCAUUCCUUUGAAGACACAAUAAUCCUGUGGGUCAUUUCUUAGUGUUGACAAGGGGCACUCAAAGGACGGGGUAGAGGUAAGGGACGGAGAGCUGUGGACACUAAUAUCCAGUGAGAUCUUGUCUCUUUAAUGAAAGUCUUAUGAUCUCAGUCUGGCUCCCUCAAUGUGUGUGUAAACAGACUAUAAUCGACAUCUGUUUUGUCUGAAAUCUCUUCCACUAUUGGUGCUCACAACGUAAGAAGGUUUGAGGAAUUCAUCAUUUUUUUUUUUAAAAUAAGGUGAAUUUCAAAGUUAGACAAUGUUAAUUAUUUGUCAAAUAUGUUUCUUCACACAUUUUGUUUGUAAAAUUCUGUUAAAAUAGAACUGAGCUUUUGCGUUAACACCCUUUAAAUUUUUGCUACGUUGAGAAAAUCUGAUUGCCUUCG